Capsicum annuum is the source of this 980-nucleotide messenger RNA. RefSeq lists its product as uncharacterized. The record is from RefSeq and is a predicted model, not a curated record. The transcript is spliced from 2 exons. NCBI's taxonomy places the organism in Eukaryota, Viridiplantae, Streptophyta, Magnoliopsida, Solanales, Solanaceae. The coding region runs from base 59 to 787 and encodes 242 amino acids.
UGUGCAACAAUUUCAGUACAAUCUUGAUAUUAUCCCCGACCGCACUUCUCUCGCUAAUAUGAAGAAAAAACCAUCUGAAAGUUUUCGAGAGUUUGCCAUAAAAUGGAGAGAACAGGCGUCUAGAGUCAAGCCGCCACUGAAGGACCAGGAACUGAUCGACAUUUUUCUCCAAACUCAAGAGUCCGAUUAUUUUCAUCAUUUACUAGCCGCGGUUGGUAAACCUUUCGCCGAAGCAAUAAAAAUUGGGGAAAUGGUGGAGAAUGGCAUCAAAUCAGGAAAAAUCAUGAGCCAAACCGCCCUCAGGGCCACUACACAAGCCAUUCAGAGUGGAUCAGGUAGUUUCGGAAAUCGGAAGAAGAAGGAGGAAGGAUCCAUGAUGGCGUCAGGACCGGGCAAUGCCCAAAGGGGAUGGAACUCCCCUUACGUUCAUGUCCAACAGGGACAACCUAGCCCUCCUCAACAUUAUUAUACGCCUCAACCUGCUGUUCUUAAUGCUCAAGCGUAUUCCCGACCUCCGCAGCGGCCACAAUGGCGGGCACCUGCGCCACAAGGUUUUCGUCCGCGCCAGCCGAAUUUACAAGCCCCUCGUAAUCCGUAUGUUACGGAAGACUAUACAAGGGAACAGAGGUCAAAGGAAAACUUCACCCCAAUUGGAGAGUCAUAUACGAGCCUGUUGCGGAAAUUAGUCAAAUUAGGAUGGAUUGAACCUGUUUUGCCUUUCAAAGUGGAUCCGAAUGCUAGUUGGUUUGAUCCUAAUGUAAGGUGUGAGUACCAUUCCAACGUCUAAGGUCACAGUACCGAAAACUGUUGGAGUCUGAAGAGAGCCAUUGAAAAGUUAAUCGAAAGUAAGGCAAUCGUAAUACAAAAAGAAGAAGCACCGAAUGUCACCGACAAUCCACUUCCUAAUCAUAGUAACACACACAUCGUGGGGAUGAUUUUUAACGAUAGAGACUGCAGGCCAACAAGCCAAGCAAUGCCAG